UUGCACGAUGUCUAUGUAUUUCUGUUUAAGGUCAACAGAAUUCUUUCGGUUACAGCAGUUGUCAUUAUAUGAACUGCAUUCAAUCUCAACUAAAAUGCAGGCGAAUCUUUGAGAAGAAGGGUGCACCGGGGCAACAACAACAACUAAAUCCUCUUCCAAUACAUCGUCGGUACAUAGAGCGUGUAUUCUUACGCUCGCUGAAGGUUGCACUGACGACUAUUUGGAAUGGCUGACUUUGGAUAUGCCCGAUAUGGGGAGGAUGACGAAGACCAGGAGGAGGAUGAGUUUGACCCACAGUUUCGGUUUGGAAGCCGAGAUGGGCUGAUCUUCCUGGUGGACUGCACCAAGGACAUGUUUGAAUCGGAUGACGAUGAAGAAUCUCACUUCCAAGUCUGUAUGAAGUGUGUGCAGACCUGCAUGCAGAACAAGAUCAUCAGCAGUGACAAGGAUUACAUGGGCGUUGUCUUCUUCGGGACAGAAAAAUCUGAAAAUCCAACUGAUUUCAAGCACAUCUACAUUUAUCAGACUCUGGACCAGCCAGGUGCUCCUCGUAUUCUGGAUCUGGAGGAACUGCAAGAGAAGGGCUACAAGAAGUUUGGUACCAAGUACGGUCACAGCGACACCUUCUCCCUCAGUGAGGCUCUCUGGACGUGCGCCAGCAUGUUCUCCAAAUGCACUCAGAAGAUCAACUACAAGAGAGUGAUGCUCUUCACCAACAAUGAUGACCCUCACUCUGGGAACCCUCAAUAUCAGCGCCAGGCAAAGACAAAAGCAAGUGACCUUCAUGAGACUGGGAUUGACCUUGAACUGAUGCACAUGCAGAACCCAGGGGAGAGGUUUGAUGUCUCCAAGUUCUACAAGGAUCUUCUGUACACAGAUGAUGAUGAGCUGACAGAGUUACCUGACCCUGCAGAGAGGUUGGAAGAACUGCUCACCAGGGUGCGAUCCAAGGACCACAAGAAGAGAGCACUGCGCAGGAUCACCUUCAACCUCGGAGGUGGCCUAGACUUCUCCGUUGGAGUGUACAAUCUUGUUCGGAGUUGUCCUAAACCAUCUGCAGUGAAGCUGUCUCGGAACACCAACGAGGAACUGAAGAGUCACUCCAAGACAUACCUGGAGGAAACCGGGGAAGUGCUGAUGCCACAAGAUCUGAAGAAAGCUCAGACCUAUGGCAAUCGCAGAAUCUGUUUUGAAAAUGAUGAGGUGACUGAGAUUCGCAGGUUCGGCUCUUCAGGUCUCACACUGAUGGGGUUCAAGCCUCGGACCUCCAUAAAGAAACAUCACCAUGUUAAACCAUCCUCCUUCCUGUACCCUGAUGAGAGUACUUACGCUGGUAGCACGACUGUGUUCACGGCACUGUUAAGAAAAUGUCUCGACCGGGAUGUUGCACCCAUCUGUAAAUACAUUCCUGGGAAAAACAAUCCUCCCAAGUUUGUUGCUUUGAUGCCACAGAAGGAGGAGGUGGACGAGCACAAGGUACAGACCACCCCUCCAGGAUUCCACAUCAUCUUCCUGCCCUUCGCCGACGACUUCCGCAAGGUGCCAGCGGAGGACUGUCCAAGAGCAACCACAGAGCAGAUCGACAAGGCCAAGGAGGUGAUCAAGAAACUGCAGUUUAAGUUCAGCAGCGAGUCCUUCGAGAACCCCGUCCUGCAGAACCACUGGCGGAACAUCGAGGCUCUGGCAUUGGACAGGGAUGCUCCGGACGAUCUGGUCGACUAUACCAUGCCCAAGGAUGAGAAGAUGAAGAAGCGAGCUGGGAACACUAUUGAUGACUUCAAGGACCUCGUGUUCCCUGAAGACUAUGUCCCUGGUGCCAAGAGGAAGGCCGCCCCGAGUGAAUCGGCCGCAGCCAAGGCAGCCAAGCUGGCUAUGACAAUGGUGGACCUCGACAUCAAGAAGGAGGCCCAGGCUGGCCGGUUGGGUAAACUAACUGUAGCAGUGCUGAAGGAAUACAUCAAGAAAGAGAAGAUACCAUCAUCAGGGUCGAAGAAGGCCGACUUAAUUGAUGCCAUUAGUGCCCACUUCGGUGUGGAGUGAUGGCGGCGGUCGGUUACUUGGAGACUCAAGUUUAUACAUGUUUGACAUGGACAGGCUUGACUGUGCAGUUGUUAUAGUCGGAGCAAUUAUGACAAGUCUGUUAGUUUGCACAUUAUAUCCUCAUUUUGUCAGACAUGCCAGUGGAACCAUCAAGCUACAAUUUUCUACGAUUGGAACUGUACGAAUUUAGCGCAUCAGGGACUUGUGUCAUGAAUCUUACAAAUGUCGUACAUGUUUGGGGUUUUUGGACGCCUAAGAAACAUUUGUAAAUUUCUCGUCAAUCACAAGAACAACUGUAAAACAUCUCACUCACUUAUAACAAACGACUUUAUCUUAAAAAAAGGCCAUCAUUUGAGUAUUUACAAUGUCUGUGUGAUGCCACACAUCUUGUUAUAGUGCAAGUAAUUGUAGUAAACAUGGCCGUCCGAAAACGUUUGCUUCCAAAAACCUAUGACCUGACGAUACUUAUAGAUCUACAGUAGUCAGAGUGCUGAUAGCUCUGUUGAACAGGACACAGCAGGGUCACAAUGCAAACACAGAUCAUAGUGUAAGCAUGGGCUAGUUUUGUUUAAUGAAUAUGGUAUGAAAACUGAAGGAUUUUAUUAUCAGUCUAGGUAUUGCUACACUUUCAGAGAUAACUCUGGGGCUGCUGGGUGGUUGGGUAGCCAAGUGGUUAAGCGUUUCGCUCGUCACGCCGAAGACCUGGGUUUGAUUCCCGACAUGGGUACAAUGUGUGAAGCCCAAUUCUGGUGUCCACUGCCGUGAUAUUGCUGGAAUAUUGCUAAAAGCGGCGUAAAACCAUACUCACUCACGGGCUGCUGGAGUCCCACAGUAUGAUGUAUCAGUGCACGAUCUCCCAAUUACAUUAUUAACCUGGGAAUAUUUGCACAGACACAGUUUCAGUUGUGUAAAACAUGACCAAUGUUGUUGAUUGCUAACUUCAGGAAUGCAUAAAUAAUUCAAUGAAGAAAUUGAAGUUAUUAACACAGUGAAUGAGAGGUUGUUAUGGUCUAUUCAUGACAAUAUCGUCAUCAUCCAGUCCCAGUUCAUGAUAGGAUUAUUCCACAGUCUGCCUGCCUGGUUGUCUUGUCUGUGAAGGGCAGAAAGAACUUUUUGCUAGAAGGCAUCCAUAGAUGCACAAAUGUAAGUUUGUGUGAUUCUCCCGCCCCCCAAUAUAUGAGGAACUUUUCUUGUCGCCUUUUCACAGAAUACAUGGGGGAACCGUCCAAUUAGUGACCCACCUGGAAAUAAGGGUCCUUAUGGAUGAAAAAUCCCAUUUUGCUUUCUAAUAUUUUAAAACUACAGAACCUUAGGACCAGAAAAUUGCAGUUUAUAUUAAGUUUAAGUUCAUAUUUAUUACAGAGCUACAUGGCGUGAAACAUUUGGAUUUAUUUUCUGCAAAGUCCCAUUUUCAGACUUAUGACUGUUUAUGUAAUGAUAGCAAUUAGUCAGUAUGUCUGAUUUUAUUGAACAUAGACAUCUAUGCUGAAAUGUAUUGAAAUAUUUUUUUUCUUACAUUACGAACUAA
Haliotis rufescens (red abalone) is the source of this 3568-nucleotide messenger RNA. Its product is annotated as X-ray repair cross-complementing protein 5-like. Gene Ontology annotation, cellular component: Ku70:Ku80 complex; nucleus. The record is from RefSeq and is a predicted model, not a curated record. The transcript has 20 exons. Lineage: Eukaryota; Metazoa; Mollusca; Gastropoda; Lepetellida; Haliotidae. Gene Ontology annotation, molecular function: DNA helicase activity; damaged DNA binding; double-stranded DNA binding. Gene Ontology annotation, biological process: double-strand break repair via nonhomologous end joining; cellular response to X-ray; telomere maintenance. The coding region runs from base 226 to 2040 and encodes 604 amino acids.